Molecule: messenger RNA, 5897 nt
Organism: Monomorium pharaonis (pharaoh ant)
Lineage: Eukaryota; Metazoa; Arthropoda; Insecta; Hymenoptera; Formicidae
Gene: woc
Product: zinc finger MYM-type protein 3
Exons: 12
Coding region: 351-5411 (1686 amino acids)
Molecular function (GO): zinc ion binding
Source: RefSeq, a predicted model, not a curated record
CCUCUAAUUCCUUCCUCGAACGAGCGUGGCCGGUUAUUAGCUCGUCCCCCAGGACUCCCUCGACAAUCGUGUCGCCUCGUUUCGAACGAGUCGCGCACUCGCGCGACCCCCCUCGUCGCGAAGUCAACGACGAACACGGCGUCGCGUCCUUUCGCCGUGCUUCGCCGCGUUUCCCGGCGAAGAGCAACGUAUGUUUGUCGGGCGAGGUACACGCGCGGUCGUACGUGUAUCGUCCUAUACGUACGUGACAUUUAGAACGCUUCGUCCCGUUAAAGCCUGAGGCUCGGCGGCGUUGAAUCGACGAGCGACGAGCAAUCAGCAGAUUUCUAAGGGACGAACCAAAAGUAAUAAUGGAUUUCAAGGAUGGCCUUGUAUCCUUGGACGAUCCUGAUGUUGCAUCUCAAUCAGAGGCUGUGAGCAAUUCUGAAAAUAAUUCACAGGACGAACCUGUAUCUUUAGAUGAAGCUAAUAUUGUGUCUCAAUCAGAAGCUAUAAGCAUAUCUGAAAAUGACUCCAAGGAUGAUCCUGUGUCUUUGGAUGACACUAGUAUUGUACCACAACCAGAAGCUGUGAGCAACUCUGAAAAUAAUUCCAAGAACGAUCCUGCUCCUUUGGACGACAUUGGUGUUUUACCUCAACCAGAAGGUGUGAGCAACUUCAAAAAUAAUUCCAAGGACAAUCCUCCGUCUUUGGACGACACUGAUGUACCUCAAUUAGAAGCUGUGAAGAACUCUGAAAAUAAUUCCAAAAACGAUCCUUUGUCUUUGGAUGACACUGAUGUAUCUCAACCAGAAGCUAUAAGCAAUUCUGAAAAUAAUUCUGAGGCUGAUCUUGUAUCUUUGGACAACACUGGUAUUGUAUCUCAAUCAGAAGCUGACAACUCCAAAAAUCAAGAUAAUAUUAAAAGCUGUAUUGAAGAAGAAAAUGUAUCAGAAAAAGAUAAGGAUUCCGAUCAACCACAGAUUAAUGAAGAUAUUCCAGAGCUGCAAGAUGAAACGGAAAAAGAAACUGUAGUAAUCUCUGAGAAACACUCAACUAUAUCGAAUGUUGAGGUGAUUGAUUCUAUUGCAUGUUUAGAAACUAUUGAGAAAGACAAAAACAUGGAGGUUGAUGUAGCAUUAUCUGAGAAUGACAAUGAGAUGGUAACAGCCGAAGGACAAAGUAGCACAGUUGAAAAUGUUCACAAGGAAAAUGUAUUGGUUCAUGUGAAUGUGGAAACGACCGAGUUGGAUGCAUCUGAUUCAAAAACUGAUAAGUGUGAUACGGAGCUUCCAUCAGCUCUCGAAGACUCGUGCAAAGUUCCAGACGAUGUUGUAAAUGACGAGACUAUCAAUGAUAAUGUUGCGGACGAAUCCGAAACAUUAGCCAAAGAAAAAAAGAAAGAUUGCGAUGUCGCGGAUGAAUCCAGUAGCAAUGCGGAUGACGUGCAGAAAGAAGCUGCACCGUCGAAAAAACUGGACUCGGAAUCUUCGGAUAGUAAUUUAGAUAACCCCGAAAAAGAUCUGUCUAUCGAGAAGAGCAUCGAACCUGAAAAUACAGAGUUUGUACAAUUCUCCAAUGACAAGCAUGACGAUUCGCAGAUCGAGGUCCCCUCUGUUGACGCCGAGGAUCCCUUCGGCGGCGAGGACGCUCUCACAUCCGAAAGCGUGGAACAGUUAGAAACCGACAGUCUUGCUGAGGACGAACUCAGAGAACAAGGUGAUAAUUUGCAGGAAGCGGUAAACGCUAGAAAUAACGAUUCCAAUGAGAAACUCGACGUUUCCAACGUUUCGAACGCCGACGUUGAUAAAAUCCUGAGUAAUAUUACCGAAACAUCAAAUGAUGUGCGAAAUCUUAUAAAUUCUCUCGAUAAUACAUCCUCGAUAAAUACUAAUCCUUCGGGUGCUGAUAUAUCGGAAACGGGAGCGAAAGAUGCGUCCUUCGCAAAGUUAUCUGAGAAACAAGACGAACAGAAAAAGGACGCCGAGAAAGUUACACCGAUGGAAACAGAGGCCGACAUAUUACCGGGACAAGAUGACGAAUUAUGUAUUAUCCCAGACAGCAUGAAAGUAAUAAUACCAAAUAAAUCGGGCAAAACAACAGAUAACGACCAAGACAAAUCUACGUCUGUCACAGAUCUUAAAUGCGAGGAAACAAUGCAAAAAUCGAGUUCGGAGCUUGAAACGGAUACUUCACAAAGUGAACCUAAAUUGGAUACUAUAAAAAGUGAGGAUAAACCGGAAAGUGCUACAAAACAGAAAGCAACCAUUCAAGAUGAGCAGUCAGCAAAGGAAAAUUUAAGCGUAGCAACGGACGUUAUUAAUAUCGACGAUGAGAAAAAUAUGGAAGUUGAAGAGAUUAGCAGUAAACAAGUGUGUAAGCAGUGUGGUGAGGAAAGAGCAUGUAAAAUUCAAGUGAAAAUCGAAACAAAAAAUUAUUUUGUAUGCUCGAAAACAUGUAAAGCAUUGUUAAAGGCAGCUAGUAAUAAGGCGAUUAAUAUACCGAAUGAAAGCAUUAACUUUAAACCAGAGAAGCGUUGCGCGGCUUGCUUAUUAAUUAUAGAAGCUAACGAUGAACGAAACCUCUCCUGGGAAACAAUGGAAUUCUGCAACGAGGAAUGCCUGGGCAAGUUUCAGAGAAAAUAUGGAAGUUUAUGUAAGAAUUGCAAUGGUGCGGUUCAAGCUGUUAGUUUAGGAAAAUACUGUGUAAGAUUUGGAUGUGAUGUGAGACAGUUUUGUUGUUCGACAUGUUUAGAAGAAUUUAAAAAAGGUUUAAAAGUAUGCAGUUACUGUCAGAAAGACAUAAGUUUUAGCAUGGAAGGCUUCCUCGCACCGGUUGGAGAAAAGGGACAAUUUAAAGACUUUUGUACCCAGGACUGUAUGGAAAAAUAUUCAAAAUUAAACUCCACAGCACCGCCAGCUACAGAGAAGAAACCAUGCAGUGUUUGUAAGGAGGAAAAGCUUGUACACUGUGAAGUUCAAAUAUAUAAUAGCAAUCCAGUAGCUAUAUGCAGUGAACCCUGUUUUGCUGCGUUUAAGUUUGUGAAACAGGUCAAACCCGAGCAAUGCUCUACCUGCAAGAAAUUUUUUGAAUUACCAAAUAAGCAGCAUUUUAUUGUAUUUUACGAGAAUGAACCCCAUACAUUUUGUAACAAGACAUGCUUAAAUAUAUUUAUUAUAACGAAUAGGAAGAUAGUUCCAUGUAACUGGUGUAAAGUAAAAAAAUAUAAUUUUGAUAUGAUUAAGAAAGAAUUAAAGACAGGGCAAACCUUGAUGAUGUGCAGUUUAAAUUGUUUAACGUUAUAUCAGGUUUCUAUUAAUGCUGUAUCUGCUAAACGAAUUAACUGUGAUUUAUGUAAGGAAUAUUCCUUAGCGCACUAUCACCUCACAAUGUCAGAUGCGACGAUACGUAAUUUUUGUUCGUACAAUUGCGUCAUGAACUUUCAAGCGCAAUACACUAAGUCUCCUAUAACUAUACCGACGAGCGACGAUCCUGUGCCUACAGGCUUACCUAAGAGGACCACGUUAACACAGAGAAGUACGAAUCAGAUUGCUUCCAAUGAGAUGCAAAGUAAGAAAACUCUGCCAGUUAUAUCUUCAGUAACGAGCUUAGCUACAAUAGGAAAUGGACAAGCGAGUCCGACGUCACAGCAAAGCAAUAUGAUAAUACCCGCGAACGCGAGUCAAACAAUCUAUAAGCAACAGGUCAUUACCAGACCAUCUAGUCCCGUGAAGGUGCAUAAUAGGAUGACUCAAUGCAAGCCUAUAGUACAUACAAAAGGGGUUUCUGUGCGUCCUCAUCCUUGCACAAAAUCGACACAAACUACGGAGAAACCUCAACAGGUGAUUGUACCCAUACCAGUGCCAAUUUACGUUCCGUUUCCAAUGCAUAUGUAUAGCAUGCCUUUCCCAGUUCCGAUGCCUUUUCCACUGCCUAUUCCCGUUCCCUUGUUUAUACCUACUACGAGAAAUAGUGCUAAAGGAAUUAUGAAAGACAUUAAGAGAAUACAAGAGAAGAUACCGGCCGAUCCGUACGAAGCUGAACUUCUUAUGAUGGCCGAGAUGGUAGCUACAGAAAAGAAGGCCAACGAUAGCGAUUCAGACUCGGUGGAUGAUAGGGAAGAUGCUGAUCAAGACAAUUUACAUAGUACUGGUUUCAGUCCAGAAGCGGUUGAUACCAGUAAUACAUUUGGAGAUGACAUGUUACAAAUGGCGUUAAAAAUGGCUACAGGAGAAUUAGAUGAGCCAGCUGUCGAUUUAGAAGCUGCUUUGACGCCGAACACGAUUACAGCCACACAGCAGGCACCGCCGCAGCCAGAGAAUACUUUGGAUAAUGAUGUGCAAUCGGAUCGACUAAUAAUUGCCUCUAGAGGAAGGAAACGUGUGAUGCCAUAUAAGCCGCGAUCAACGCCAAACAAACGGAUGAGACGUGUCUCUGGUACAAAUGACAUGCCAUUAAUGCCACCACCAGAGCCCCAGCCACCUCCACAACCGCGUAUUAUGGAGCCGAUGGAAAAACCUGAUGCUAAUAUGGCAUUAAAAUAUACAUUUGGCGUAAAUGCGUGGAGACAAUGGGUAAUAGGAAAGAAUGCCGAAUUAGAAAAACAAAUUACACCAAUGAAGAAGAUAAAAUUGUUCAAAACAGAUCUCUUACAACUUACCGCAGAUGAAUUAAAUUAUUCUCUAUGUCUCUUCGUAAAGGAAGUAAGAAAACCGAAUGGUGCGGAAUAUGCUCCUGACACAAUAUAUUAUCUUUGUCUAGGAAUACAACAAUACUUGUUUGAAAAUAAUAGGAUUGAUAACAUAUUCACGGAUUCGUACUAUGAGAAAUUCACAGAUUGUCUAAACGAAGUAGCGAAAAAAUUCUCUGUACUGUACAACGAGGCACAAUAUAUCGUAACCAGGGUAGAAGAGGAACACUUAUGGGAAUGCAAACAAUUGGGUGCUCAUUCUCCACAUGUUCUGUUAAGCACGCUUAUGUUUUUCAAUACAAAACAUUUUAAUCUUGUAACAGUAGAAGAACACAUGCAACUUUCCUUUUCUCAUAUCAUGAAGCAUUGGAAGCGUAAUCCAGCAGCUCAACCUACGGCUGUGGCGGGGAAAGUUCCUGGCUCAAGAAACGUUCUUCUGAGAUUUUAUCCACCGCAAUCAGCUCUUGAAGCUAAUUCAAGAAAAAAGAAAGUAUAUGAACAACAAGAAAAUGAAGAAAAUCCAUUAAGAUGCCCUGUUAAAUUGUACGAAUUUUAUCUAUCGAAAUGCCCUGAAAGCGUUAAGACACGAAAUGAUGUCUUUUAUUUAUUACCAGAACGCAGUUGCGUACCAGACAGUCCAGUAUGGUACUCGACAUCGCCACUCGCAAAGGAACAACUCAUCAAAAUGUUAUAUCGCAUUAAAAUGGUUAAAGAAAUUAAUGUAGCGUUACUAACCAUUUAAUCUUAUUACAGUGAUCUCUUGAAAAGCAAGACUUAUCUAUUUUAACACUUUGACUUCCAACUGGAAAUUUGAGUUUAAUUCCAGACUCUACAAUAUAUUCCAACGAUGUUAUAUGUUUAAUUAUUUGUAUAUUUAAUGUAUUUAUUGUAUAUUAAAUAUACAAUAACUAAAUAUAAUUUAUAUUAAAUAUACAAUAACUAAAUAUAAUUGUAUAUUUAAAAGUGAAAUAUCUUCAGUACAUUGUCUUUCAGUACAUUUUGUUAACAAUGUUUUCUAUUAAUAAUAUUUAACUCUUUUUCUGCUACAUGCGUUUUAUUAUGACUUGCCUAUUGAAAUAUAUGCACACAAAGUAUUGCAAAGUGUUAAAAUGAUGCAAAAAAAUAAUUAUUACUAAACGCGAACAGAAAUAUAGGAUUAAACAAGUUUUCUAGUUUCUAUUGUAUAUUUUUCACUUCUCAAUAAAAAAACUUAUUGAUCAUUGAAAAA